CUAUAUCUGGUCUCCCACAGACCAUGCAUUGACUAUAUCUGGUCUCCCACAGUACACAGAACAUGGAAAUGCAAUUAUUUUAGUAAAUAUAAACUGCUAAAUGCCUUUUCUCAUCAGCAGUUAGAGCAGUCUUGUGACUUCUAUCAGUGUUCAGCAGAGCCCUGGUUAAAGUUUGUAGGAAGAGUUUUCUUUCUGCUCUAGGAGGAUGCAAAACCCCUGGCCUCUGUCUGGAGAGUGCUGAUUGGCCCUGUGCUGAUCACAUGCAUUCUCCCAAGAAAAAAAAAAAACUUCUCCAGUAAUACACACUAACCUGAGCAU
Staurois parvus is the source of this 318-nucleotide messenger RNA. The record is from the annotation of a GenBank genome assembly. NCBI's taxonomy places the organism in Eukaryota, Metazoa, Chordata, Amphibia, Anura, Ranidae.